AUGGGCCAGCAGGCCCUCCUGCACGGUUGGUCUCUGGUGCUAGCUGGCCGAGAGUCCGAAGUGCCACCCAUGCUCGGAGCACGAGAGGACGCCCUAUAUGUAGCGACAGAUACAUCCGUGGAACAGGAGGAGUUUAUAGUGGGACAGAAGCAGUUGAGGGGAUGGAGCAUGCUCAUGUUUGGGCUUCGAUUCGCUUGGGACCUUAUGUGGAAUCAAGUUGUCGAGACGCGCACCAUCUUCUUGCCUAAGAGGGCGGUGAAUGAGUUAUGUCGCCAGGCACGGGGCGACCUGGCGGCUCAGGAUAACGGGGAGCAGAAGCCCUUCAUCAGCGAAGGUGAUGUGCUGACAGCGUGGUCAGCGCGCGCAGUGGCGUCCUCCCUACCGAAGCCACGACCCGUGACGGUGCUUCAUGCGCUCAACACGAGAUUCCGUCUCACGCCCCUGCUUCAGGCCUCCGGGGUUUACAUCCAGAACAUGGCGGUUGCAGCUUUCAAAUUUCUGUCUUCCGAAGUCGCGACUGGACCACUAGGGCCUAUCGCUCGGGAGAACCGCCGCCAUCUGAUAGAGCAGUCGACCGAGGCUCAGGUACUGGCCUUACUUCGCGAGCUCCAACGGGAAUUUAAGUCCGGCAGUGAUGCAACGCUGGUGUGCGGUGAACCCGACGCCGUACUUAUACCCUUCACCAAUUGGACAAGGGCCAAUCUGUUCAAAGUGGUCGACUUCAGCCCCGCGGUUGUACGUGUUGGGGAGACGGCGCAGUCAAGAAAUAACCCGCUUGGCACUAUGGUCUUCCACCACGCGCAAUCAAUACGACAAAUUCCCGCAGCUAGAAACGCGUGCGUUCAUGGCUCUGGGCAAAGACAACAGUGA
Penicillium waksmanii is the source of this 870-nucleotide messenger RNA. RefSeq lists its product as uncharacterized. Bases 1 to 870 code for a protein of 289 amino acids. The record is from RefSeq and is a predicted model, not a curated record. The transcript has a single exon. NCBI's taxonomy places the organism in Eukaryota, Fungi, Ascomycota, Eurotiomycetes, Eurotiales, Aspergillaceae.